GACGUCUACCCAGGCGCUGCGUGACAGCUCCGUAGGAGGUUUUCACACAGGUUUAAACAGACGGUGUGAGUGUACAAUGAGGAAAGUGGAGACACGAUUGCAAUGAAGUUGUUGAAGCUUAUCUUAUAGAGACAUGAGCUACGCAUUUUACGGCUUUGCUCUUGGGCUUUUGCUCGUGGGUUUGCGGGAUUUAUUGUUUGGGUUCGGGGAGAUCCGAUGCAGCAUGACAUACAUGUUCGAGUACCCAGAAUACCGACGCGUGCAGCUCCCGAGGCGUGUCGCGCGCCUGUACCCAUCAUACGGGCUGUAUCUGUAUGGAGAGGGCGCAUAUGCUCAGGAGAGCAGAGGACUCAAGCUCACAGGAGCACCUGUGCUCUUCUUGCCUGGGAACGCGGGCAGCUACAAGCAAGCUCGUUCUCUGGGUUCAGUGGCAUUGAGGAAGGCUGAGAACCUGGACAGACCAAUCCAUAUGAACGUGUUCACCAUUGACUUCAAUGAGGAGUUGGUGGCCCUGUAUGGGGGCAGUUUGCGCAGACAGACUCAAUUUCUACAUGAAAGCAUCAAAGCAAUCUUGCGGCUUUACAAGGACCGUCCAGACCCUCCCACAGGUGUGGUUCUGGUGGGUCACUCCAUGGGUGGAGUGGUGGCAAGAGCUUUGUUCGCCCUGGCACGUUUCAACCCACGCCUGGUCAGCCUCAUCAUCACCCAGGCCUCCCCCCAUCAGGCACCUGUCCUGUCUCUGGACCCUUAUAUACUGGAGUUUUACUCUAGAGUCAGACAGCGCUGGGCCACAAGUGCUGAAGACCUUCGGAAUGUGAGCGUUCUCUCUGUGGGUGGUGGUCACCUUGACUUCCAGGUGCGCUCUGGUUUGACAGCGCUGUCCUGCCCCAACGAUGACCUCAAUAAGAUGUCAGUAGUGGCAACUGCAGUUCCCCGAAGCUGGCUUUCCACAGAUCAUAUUUCCAUUGUUUGGUGCAAGGAGCUGGUUUUGGCCACAGUCCGGGUGUUGUUCGACCUAAUUGAACCUGAAACCGGGCAGUUCACAGAGAGUCCUCAGAAGCGGAUGUCAGUGCUGAACUAUCACUUCUUUAGACAUCCAGUGCUGAAACCCGGAGGAGCACAGGAUGACCCUGUCACUUUCUCAGCUCCUCCCGAGGCGUGGAAGGAGGUCAACACGCUCCGUCUGUUCUACAGUGCCCCCAAGGAAGCACAAGUCAAGUACUUCCUGUUUGCUCUCUCCAGUCGAAGGAAAGCUUACAGUCAUUUCCACUGCCGCAGUAAUAAUAUGGAUAUGACCAGCUGGUUGUAUGGCUGCACACAGAUGAGUGGCUCAAUGUGUGUUCAGGCAGUAGAUCUCUCAUCUCAGACAGAACUUCUUCCAGUUUAUAAGGCUGUAACAGUAAAAAUCAGUGAGCUUUUGUCUGUUUCUCAUCUCAUCAUUGAUGCCUCAAACCCCAGUGGAGCACAGUUUGUGGUGGAGUGUGAGCUGCAGAGAGAGGAGAGCUUGACCGUCUCUGUGCAGGUGCCUCAUGUGCUGUCCUCUGGUCUGACUGUCAGUGACAUCAGCAUUAACUCCUCUGGGCUGCUUCAUACACUUCAGCUUCAAGACUUUCAUCAGGUUUAUCAAGCUUUUAGAAUAACUAUCACGAGUCACUGCAAAACCACUAAAGACAGACUGCCCAGUGUGUACAGACUGAGAGUACCAUGGUUUCAUGAAGACUCCUUUGAUAUUGCAAGUAUUCCUUCGGUAUCUGAAAUCUACAGCGUGCUUCACUCGAGCCGCCCAGACAACGCCUCCAGUGCCCUCCUGCAGCUCCACACUGCCCCCAACUGCCAAUACAAGGUGUCUAUUCGGACUUCGUUUCCCAAAGUGCUUGGGCAGAUUCUGCGUUUCUGUGGUCCAGUUCUCCCUGUCUACUCGGCUGUAAUGCUUCUUCUGAUGAUCGGGGCUCAGCUGAGCUCCAUCAAAAGAUCUGGACAUCCUGUUGGAAUCCAAGAGGGCAUGAGUAAAUCCUUACAGCUCCACAAACUGGAACUGCCCCUCCUCCUCCUGCUGCUGCUGCUCAGGCAGAGCUGGUUUCAGGAUGUCUGGUCCUCUCUGGGUCUCCCUGCGGUGGAUGCUCUUCCUCUAAACUCUGCAGAGGACCUAUCCCAGGAUCCAAAGGCCUUUAUGCAGGAAUGGCCCCGUCUAUUGUCUCCACUGCUCUGUGUGCUUGGUGCAUCCAUUGCAUUCUGGGGUAGCACAGUCCUCAGAGUGUUUGUCUAUUUCCUGUCCUUUUUUCUUGCUCCACUGCACAGACCUUCAGUGUCUCGGGACUGCGGCACACUUGGUCUUCAUUCUCAGAUUCUCCUGAUUAUCUUUCUGAGUGUGCUGGGAGGCGUCACCUGCGGAGCGCUGGCUCUGAUGCUCUCCUCUCUUCUCUACCUCUACAGGGUACUUAGAUUACAGAUGACUGAGAGAUCACUGAGCCACAUGUUGAACCUGGCACCCCAGAAAGUUUCACAAAACUCUGAAAAUGGUUUUGGUGCCAGUGAUGGUCACAGUAAGGUUAAAGAAUGUAACGGCAGCCAUUUACUGUCAGAAUCAGUGCUACAGGACGUCAGAGAUGAUCUGCAGCUCCACUGUAGUCUGGCCACACUGCUUACUUUUACCAUGAUGCUCAGUGUCCCUUCCCUUAUCCACUGGAUGCAUAAUCUCAGAUAUUGGAUUCAUCUGGAUCCGGACCCCUGCUGGCCACACACUGUACCUCUUCUCAUCAGCUCUGUGCUGCUCAUCGGCUGUAACACACAUCAUCUUCUACGCAGCAAACUGAUGCUGAAUCUGACACUUCAUCUACUGGUGCCGCUGUGUGUGGGCAUGCUGGCUUUUUGUCCGCUGCACAUUUAUAGAGUCACUUAUUUCCUGUCUACAGCUCUGACCCUUUUGGUCUGUUCUUGCUACUUUUGACCUCCCUUCAAACUUGAAAUGUGAGUCUGCACUGAGAUUAGAAAAAUACCUGGGCCUUGUAUAAACUCCGACCAGAUUAGACCAAAACAGCCUUAAAACCCUGUGUGUGUUCAGUGGGGUCACAUGGACUAGUGACAUCAGUGGACCAGCACAUCUGGAGUCAUGGGACUUGUUGUUUGUCAUCAUUUGUAGCUUCUGUAACGGGUGAUAUGUCUGUAUUCAUUUGGUUUUCAGUGAAUAUUAGAUUUUUAAAUAAUUUUUUAUAAUUAUAAAUUUAUUAAAUUAUUGUUCUUUUUCAGUAUCCAGUAUUUAUAUGGUAGUUGUUUUUCAUUUUAAGUGAUUUAUUUUUACUUUAUUGACGUGAAAUUAUAUACAACAUUAUUAUCUUUUUUCUGUAUCAGCUAGAAUUUUAAAAAUGGUGCCCUAUCAAUUGACCCUGUUUACUUCCUGAUAUUGUGACUCGUCAGUGCAUGUUGUUCAAAAGAUUUAUUUUAAUAAAUAUUGAGAAUUGGAGCUGACUCAGGACACCACCUGCAUUUGCGCCAAUCUAAAUAAAUAUCAAUUCAUUUAUUUUAUUUUACUUAUUAAUUCUGAUUGUGGUGUGGAUAGUGACUGAAAAGUUCAUAUUAUCAUAGUAAAUGUAUUAUAAAACCAUUGGGAGCUGUUCUGUUCGCUUUAAUCUUAUCACUUAAUUUGCCUCCGUUCUGAAUGACAUUAUCAAUAAUUUGUAAUCACAUUACAGCAGAUUUUUAGUUUAAGAAGAAAAGCUGCAGAAAAGUUCAUUCAUUAUAGAAGUAAAAUGAGUUAUGAAUGCAUUUUCAUGUUGACUUUUAAGGGUGUUAAAGCAGCUUUAGGUAUUUGUUCAGCUUUUCUGCAAUUCACAUGACUGUGUGUGUGUGACUGGAUCUCUUUGCAUAUUCUGUCUUCAGUCUGUCAGCCUUAAGCCAUUUAGCUCUGAAUGCACAUGUAAUGCCUGUAGGUGCAGAAGUACCUCUGUGUUUGACCGAUCACUUGUUCUUAACACUCUUUUGCAUUAGACGAAGCUGUAAGGCAAGUCUGAGUAGUAUAACAUUCCAUCUGGAUGUGUUAUCUUGAAUUUCGUGAGAUGCAAUAUGAUGAUUUUAUAUAAAUGUGCACAAUUUGUGGUGUUAAAAAGACAUCACAGCUACAUUUAUGGAUAAAGUGCAGUCUUUAUAACCUGAGACAAAUGAUUAGAAACACUGUCAAAGUAGCCAGAAGAUUGUUGCUGUCUGCACAGCUUUUUUUGAUGAAUGCUUAUGAUGUGUGAUCUGUGUCCCUCACACGUUACUCAGCAGCAUCCAUCUGAUCCGUCAUCCUUUGGUUAGCUCAUGACGGCAGAUAGUCUGAUUCAGGAUCACUUACCUAAGAGCUGAAAUUAUACUUUGUCAUCCAAAAUCAAAUGAGAGAAUGGUGCCUUUCUUGUAAUAAGCCCCUGCUCUUCUAAUACCCUUUAGCAAUUUAACCUUGUUAUGUCUGUCAGUCCAUCCAAGUAGUCUGAUAUUUAACCGGAUGUCCCCCUCUCACAGGAUGUACCUGACCAGAAACACAAAAUUGUGUCUUCUGCACUGUGACUGUACCUGACUGUGUGUAUGUAAUCAUUUUGCAGUGAGCUUUGAUGUCUGCUGUUUUUUUUAUGCUAUGUUGCAAUCUUGCUCUGCCUCAUGCUAAAAUUGAGCUGUUUUUGUGGUGAACGUGUGAAAGGCUGCCUUUUUUCUAUAAAUAUGAUUGUUUUCACUGGUGUGAUCACUGUGAUGUGCCACAAUAUUUGGAGGCCAGGAUCUGAUUAUAUGUCUUGAAACAAGAACUGCUAAUUCGGAAAUAGAUCUGUCCUGAUCAUAUGACACUGAAGCCAAACGGAUCCAACAACACUUUAACACUGCAGCAAUGUUUGUUUGUAUUGAUGCUAGUGAGGCUUCGGCUGCUAAAAUAUUCAGCAAGAGUGCAUUACAUUCUUUUAAAAAAAAAAAAUGUUUUGUAUAAAAAUUGUUUUAAAUAAAUGCUAUUGUUUUUAA
Messenger RNA from Carassius auratus (goldfish), 4980 nucleotides. Its product is annotated as GPI inositol-deacylase-like. Lineage: Eukaryota; Metazoa; Chordata; Actinopteri; Cypriniformes; Cyprinidae. Gene Ontology annotation, biological process: endoplasmic reticulum to Golgi vesicle-mediated transport; GPI anchor metabolic process. The transcript has 26 exons. Gene Ontology annotation, molecular function: phosphatidylinositol deacylase activity. The record is from RefSeq and is a predicted model, not a curated record. The coding region runs from base 134 to 2947 and encodes 937 amino acids. Gene Ontology annotation, cellular component: endoplasmic reticulum.